Colossoma macropomum (tambaqui) is the source of this 5224-nucleotide messenger RNA. RefSeq names its product carbohydrate-responsive element-binding protein. The record is from RefSeq and is a predicted model, not a curated record. NCBI's taxonomy places the organism in Eukaryota, Metazoa, Chordata, Actinopteri, Characiformes, Serrasalmidae. Gene Ontology annotation, biological process: regulation of transcription by RNA polymerase II. The coding region runs from base 320 to 3151 and encodes 943 amino acids. Gene Ontology annotation, cellular component: nucleus. Gene Ontology annotation, molecular function: protein dimerization activity; RNA polymerase II cis-regulatory region sequence-specific DNA binding; DNA-binding transcription factor activity, RNA polymerase II-specific. The transcript is spliced from 17 exons.
UAGGCGCUCCCGCUGUGGCGAGUUUAACAGAUGUCACGGCUGAGUCCAGUCGAUUGACCCGGGGCAGAGGUCAGCCCACGGGUUACAUAAUUCACUGCAGGUUUUACAACUUUUCUAAGAGGAGACUGAGCUCAUUUUACGAGAAAAACACACAUAUAUGGACUUGCUAACAAAAUAAUCUGUCUCUGCGCGGGAAAUCUUGACUAGGAUUUGGAACGUUAGCUAGGCUGAGUGGCGCGAGGCGUGGUUCUAAUCCUAACGGCUCCUGGUUACACUGUUGGUUCUGAGCGGCAGAGCACGAACUUAGCACAAGCUCGCCAUGGCGAAGGUGGAAAGGAUCUCGCAGAAGUUCUCCAACCCCCCGAAACCGGCCCAAAUCGCGGACUCGGAGUCCGAGUCGGAUCAGGAGGACGACAGUACUGCCAGCGCCGACGCUGGCUGGAGCCUCGCUGGCCGGGCGCAGGUCAUCCACAGCGGCCACUUCAUGGUCUCUUCCCCGCACAGCGACUCUCUGGCGCGGCGGCGGAGAAGCGGAGCUUCGGCGGAUUACGACUUCGACACCGUGAGCAAACCGGGCUGCCACACGUACAGCUUCGGUCCCUUCAGCUCCAGGAGGCUCAGCAUAGACCCCACACUCACACGGCUGUUCGAGUGCAUGACUCUGGCGUACAGUGGGAAGAUAGUAUCUCCUAAGUGGAAGUCUUUCAAAGGCCUGAGGCUGCUGUGGAGGGAUAAAAUCCGUCUGAAUAAUGGCAUCUGGAGAGCCUGGUUCAUUCAGUAUGUGGAGAAAAGGAAAAAUCCAGUGUGUGGGUUUGUCACUCCGUUGGAGGGGUCAGAGGCAGACGCUCAUCGCAAACCUGAGGCGAUUGUGUUGGAGGGAAGUUACUGGAAGAGACGGAUAGAAGUGGUGAUAAAAGAGUAUCACAAGUGGAGGAUCUACUACAAGAAGAGGAAGCACAAAGAUCUAAUGCCAGUUCUUCAGAAGACCCCUAUCUGCAGGACGGGGCUGGAGAAAUGGUCCAAUCAGAUGUACCCUGAGCCUGAAGUGACCCCAGAGGAGGUGCACAUGUUUGACUUGGAUUGCUUCCUCUCUGAUAUUUCGGACACUCUCUUCACCAUGACCCAGAAGCCGUGCCCAUGGUCAGGAGAUCGCCACAACACCUACACCAGUAAUGCUGAUAUGAUCCAGCCUGGUUUGACCCCUCUUCAGCCCAAUUUGGAUGACUUCAUGGACACUCCAGACAUCUUUGUGAGUUAUCGUGGGCAGUCUCUGGAGCAGAGUUGCUAUGCUGAUUGUGGCUUCUUUGAGAAUUCGUCCAGUGCCCCAUUCUCCUCUAGCCCCUCCACUGUGGGCAGUACGGCUCUGAUGCACACAGGGCCUCAGCUUACACAGCCCACAGCUGAGAGUUUGUCACAACCCUCCACGGCAGUCAGCUUACCAAGCCCUGGUUACUUACAGCAGCCUUUGACCACUGACAUGACCUUCGAUACCAGUGGCAUGAACUUGACCGAGCCCAAGUUCAAGGGUCAUUCGGAGUACGGCCCCCCCAACCAGUUCCCUCACUCUCUCGCCCUCCCUCCCCACAUAGACUCAUAUGGGCAGCAGCAGUCCUUCAGUGGCCCUGGUGUUGCCGUGGCAACCUCACACAUGUCCUCCACCUCCAUGUCACAGGAGAACCCUUACCUGUACCCAGCCAGUUGCCUGAGAUAUAGACACCCAUCAUCCAGCCAUUCAGGUGCCAGCGUUGCUGUCACAUCUACCGUCAUCACCCACACGGGGUCUGCCAUAAACGUCCUGCCACAAGAUCCCCAACAGGGCCAAGGCUACCCCAGCCUGCCCGACAUGCUGACCCAAAGCGCGUGUGUCUCUUUGGGUUACCAGCCGAUGACCGUGGCCCUGCCUCCGGCAGCCAUGCCCUCGCCUGGCAGUGCCCACUGCUUCUCUAUGCCACAGCAGAUGGGCAGAGGGAAACACAAACAAAAGACUGGAAGGGCUAAAGGGUUUCCCACGACAGUAGCUACAUCUGCAACCCCGCCUGCACAAACCAGCUGCCUGGCCAAGCUCCUGUCCUCUGGCUCUCAAGAGCGAAAACCGACGUUGGGUUUUGACGCUCAAUUUGUUGGGUCAAAGGGCCACAGACCAACUUCUCCCAGCUCAGCACAGUCCACCAGCAGCAUGUCAGCAGGUCGUGGAGAGUCACAGGCAUGCCAGCCUCCUACGUGGCCCCCUGCGGAGAUUCUGCCAUUGGCUCCGCUGCAGACGCCAAUACUUCCCCAGACUAGCUCUGCCCAGAGCUCCACCGUCUCCUCUCUCCUCACCCAGAGGCCCCCGCUCCUCAUCCCCAAGACCGAGAAACUCUCGCCCAUUCAAAUCCACACCCCAGAGAGGACUAACAGCCUAACAGUGAGCUUUUCAGGAAACUUCGGCCCAACGUCCCCAACCAAUCCUUCUGAGAAAAGCUUGGAGUCUUCACACACCUUACCUGGAGUAGCUAAGACAGAGCCUAAUAGGACAGAUACACGACGAAUCACGCACAUAUCUGCUGAGCAGAAGAGGAGGUUUAAUAUCAAAUUGGGAUUUGACACCUUACACAGCCUGGUGACAACACUCAGCUCUCAGCCCAGCAUUAAGAUCAGUAAAGCUACCACUCUGCAGAAGACAGCGGAGUACAUCAGUAAGAUGCAGCAGGAGAGAGCGCAGCUCCAUGAGGAGGCGCAGAGACUCCGAGAUGAGAUCUUGGUGCUCAACUCUGCCAUCAAUGUGUGUCAGCAACAGCUCCCUGCUACAGGCGUUCCCAUCACCCGUCAGCGCUUUGACCACAUGAGGGAGAAGUUCAGAGAAUAUGUCCGGGCUCAGACGCUGCAGAACUGGAAGUUCUGGAUUUUCAGUGUGAUUAUGGAGCCUCUGUUUGAGUCCUAUAACAGUAUGGUGUCCACAGCCAGUGUGGAGGACCUGUGCCGUACAACCCUCAGCUGGCUGGACCAGCACUGCUCCCUGCCCGCCCUCAGACCCACCGUUCUGAGUUCACUCCGUCUGCUCAGUACCUCCACGUCCAUCCUGACGGACCCCAGCCUGGUUCCUGAGCAGGCCACUCAAGCGGUCACUCAGGGUCAUCCCUCCCACAGUUACAGCCAGCAGCAUCCUCUCUAAUGACUGAAACUAAUGGCCAAGAAAUAACACUCUCCCUCACAACUACAUCCCGUAAUCAUCCCUAUCAUCAAUACACGAUACAAUCACACACUAAUGCUAAUGUACAUUGCCUCAUCCAUACGAAUAUGAAUACAACCCCCAUGGUGGCUGUGCAGAGUUUUAAAUUGUCACAAAUUCUAAACUACAAAAUGUAUGCUACCUAGCUACAACAUGCCUUGCAACAAUGCUUCUUCAAACAAGUUCUACAUAGAAAUCUUUUUGUAUGUACAUUUUUGGAAGUAAAUUCAGCACAAAGUUAAUCUGACAGGGCCUAAUUUCCCAAAAGCAUCGGAUUGCUUGCUGUACAUAACACUUUACAAUGACCUGUUAUGAUAGCUUUAGGAACUUAGCUUGAAAACAGCAUAAUUUGGCAGUUAUGUAAAGUCAUGAUUGGGGUGAAAAUCAGUUUUACACUUUUCCCACCUUAGCCGAAAUGUACUCAAUCAGCCAAGAUUUGUUUGGUGUCCAUAGUUUGUUUUACUUUUGCACUUCAUAAAAAGGCUAAUAGCUAUAAAACUAAUAUAGCUAACAAAUAAUGAAAGCUUAUAGCCAUGAAUUUAGCAUUGUGCAGUCUGAACUAAAUAAUCACACACUUUGUUUCUUAUGUAGUUUUUUUACGCUGUGUGAGACACUAUAUGCUGUUGUCACUCAGCGUGGCCAGGAACCUCCUGCUGUGACAGGAAAGCAUUUCUUGAUUGAUGUGCAGUUUGGCCAAUCCCAGACGACAGUAUUUGACGAUAAUUGAAGUGGUGCUACAAGAAAAACAGAACUAUGUGCUAUGUGUCAGCAAACGAGGAACUGACAUUCUGAUAGUUGUGCACAUCUUAGCAUACAGAAAAUAUCAGACAGUCUGUGUACCUUUGUGGACGGAGCAUCUAAAGCUGAGACUACACUGUAGGUCCAAAAGGAUCCAGGCAUCCCUUCAUUCUAAGUGCUCCCAUUGCUGGUGCAGGGUUUCAAUGCCGCACACAUAGCUUGUGUAAUCUCCAUAGAAAAGCAUUGCCAAUAGAAUGGUCACCAUGCCCGAUGCCAGACAUGUUCCUGAUAGGUAUAAAGCCCCCCAGCAUUGGACUGCAGCAGUGGAACUGUGUUCUCUGAAUGCUCUCCAUCUAAUACUUUUGGGAUGAAUGAUCCAGAAGUAAUCAUCCACCAUUAAUGAAUGCAAGCAAAUCCUCACAGCAAAUGCUCCAACAUCUAGUGUAAAGCCUUCCCAGUAGAGUAGAAGCUGUUACUGGCUUGCUUAUAAAUGCUCUUGAUUUUGGAAAAAAUGUUGAAUGAGCAGACGUCUACAAGCUUUUGGACGUACUGUGUACUAAUAUCUGCUACUACAGUGUUUAGCUCUGCCACAUACUGCAGUAUGUCAUAGAGUGUCAGAAGCCAGACAAGCAAGUCUAUUUGAGAAGACUUAACAUCCUAACACAGUUUGAGAAAAGUAUGUGAUGAUCUAGACAUCAAGUUUACAUUUUAGUAACUGGUGGCUAGGCUAAUGUUACUUGUCAGCUACAUUAGCGUCGUAGCUCUAGUGCAGUAGUAAAGAAGCAAACUUCACAAAACAUAUCUUGGCUAAUUUACCAUUUGGGAUAAGGGGUUCAUUGUGUAAAUUAGAUUUUUCAGCUGAACCAUUGAUUUUAAAGAAGCUAAUGCUUGACACAGCGCCAAUAUCAAAACCGCUGCUUAUUAUUAACAUUUAGCUUCAGAUUACUUCAUCUUUCCUUUCAGCUAGCAUCUAGUGUACUGAACACAGAGCAGCCUGUCAUGGCCUGAUGUACCUCACUAUUUAACCUGCUGUCUUUUGCCUUCUUCUCAUUUUGCUGUUCUGCAGGAGCGAUACUUUAUCCUUACUCAGAAAGUCAUUUAAGAGAGAUUAAAAGUUCUGUGCCUUCGUAUCAUGUUUGAUUGUUACAAAAAGGUAUGAAAAUGCGCUGUGGCAGUUUUAUUUCAUCGAGCGUUUCAAUUCUCAGGUUAUUACUGUGGUGCAAAAUCGGCUAACCAUGUUUUGAAGAUUACUCCUUUAAAUAAAAACAGUUUGCUUUA